This is a messenger RNA of Anopheles cruzii, 6304 nucleotides long. RefSeq lists its product as uncharacterized. The record is from RefSeq and is a predicted model, not a curated record. NCBI's taxonomy places the organism in Eukaryota, Metazoa, Arthropoda, Insecta, Diptera, Culicidae. The transcript is spliced from 11 exons. Gene Ontology annotation, molecular function: flavin adenine dinucleotide binding; iron ion binding; glutamate synthase (NADH) activity. Bases 1 to 6285 code for a protein of 2094 amino acids.
AUGGCCCCACCCAACAAUGAAAGUUCGUUCGAAGUGAUCAGCAACGUUGUUGCUACGGAGCAGCGCAUGGAUAACUUUGAUGAUGCCGCCGAAGAGUCACCGAAAUCGCAAAUGCCCUGGGAAACGCCGGCGGCCCAGGGACUGUACGAUCCACAGAACGAGCAUGAGGCCUGCGGCGUAGGCUUCAUCGUGUCGAUCGAAGGAAAGCCCAAUCAUAAGAUCUUACGCGAUGCCCAAACGCUUGCCAUUCGCAUGAACCAUCGGGGUGCAUGUGCCUGUGAUAACGACACCGGCGAUGGUGCUGGCGUAUGCACUUCGAUACCGCAUCAACUGUACGCCAAGGAGCUAUCUUCCCGUGGCAUUGAGUUGCCCGAACUUGGCCGAUAUGCGACCGGUAUCUUCUAUCUCGAUAAGAACACUCACGAGGAAGCGGAGAAAGAAUUCAACUCGCUGGCCGAGAGCUUGGGACUUCAGGCGAUCGCCUGGCGCGAUGUGCCGACCAACCAGGAGGCGGUCGGUGGGGUGGCCCGGAAGAGCGAGCCACUGUCCAGGCAGGUCUUCGUUACCGCCGACGUCGAUGAGGACACGUUCAAGCGGCAGGUGUACGUGCUGCGUAAGCGUGCCUCGCACGAGCUGCAACGCCCGGGACGCCGGUUCUACAUCUGCUCGCUGUCGCCGAAGACGAUCGUAUACAAGGGCUUGUUCACGUCCGAUCAGCUGUGGGAGUACUACGAGGACCUGAAGAAUCCGGACUUCCUCACCUACCUGGCGCUCGUGCACACGCGCUUCAGCACCAAUACAUUCCCGUCCUGGGAACGGGCCCACCCGCUGCGGGUGCUGGCGCACAACGGCGAAAUCAAUACGCUGCGCGGUAACGUGAACCUUAUGAAAGCUCGCGAAGGGGUGAUGAAGAGCGAAGAGUUCGGCGCGGAACUGAAGAAGCUCUAUCCGGUCGUCGAGCCGAAUCUGUCCGAUUCCGGGUCCUGUGACUGUGUGCUUGAGUUUCUGGCCCACGUCGGAAAUCGUUCGCUGCCGGAGGCCGUUAUGACGAUGGUCCCGGAAGCGUGGCAGAACGAUCGUACGAUGUCGCAGGAGAAGCGUGACUUCUACCAUUGGUCGGCGUGCGUGAUGGAACCGUGGGACGGUCCGGCACUGAUCUCCUUCACCGAUGGCCGCUACAUCGGAGCCAUUCUCGAUCGCAACGGGUUGCGCCCGUCGCGUUUCUACGUGACGCGGGACAACGUGCUCAUCAUGGCCUCGGAAGUCGGCGUUUACGACGUAGAUCCCAAAGACGUUAUACUCAAGAGCCGCUUGAAGCCGGGCCGUAUGCUGCUGGUGGACACGGAGAAAAAGGCGCUCAUCCAGGACAUCGAGCUGAAGACGGAGAUUGCCAAAUCCCGUCCGCAUGGCGAAUGGUUGCAGGAACAGAUAACGAUGGAUGUUAUUCGUCGCGAAGCAGGCGUUGAAUCGAAUGGUGGCAGCGUUGUGGCGCUGAACAACGAAACUGCGCUGACGAGCGAGCGCAAAGGCAUCUUGGAUCCUCGGCUGCCGCUGUACGGUUACACGACCGAAACGAUCCACAUGCUGCUGCUGCCGAUGAUCAAGAACAAGAAGGAAGCGCUCGGAUCGAUGGGCAACGAUGCGCCGCUCGCGUGUCUGUCCGCCUUCCAGCCGCUACCGUACGAGUACUUCAAGCAACUCUUUGCCCAGGUCACCAACCCACCGAUCGAUCCAUUCCGUGAAAAGAUCAUCAUGUCGCUGCAGUGCCCGGUCGGGCCGGAGGCGAACCUACUGGUGGCCUCGCCCUCGCAGGUACAUCGCAUCUGGUUGGAUAAUCCGAUCCUAAGCAUUCCGGAUGCUGAAACGCUCAAACGGAAUCGGCACCGUGGCUGGAAAACUAAGGUUCUCGAUAUUACAUUCCCAGCGAACGAGGGUCCACCGGGUUACCUCGGUGGGUUGCGGCGUGUCUGCGCCGAGGCGGAGGCUGCCGCCCAGCACAGCUACCAGCUGUUGGUGCUGUCCGAUCGGGCGGCCGGCGCCGAACGGGCCCCCAUUUCGGCCCUGCUGGCGCUCGGGGCCGUCCACCAUCAUCUGAUCGAGACGCGCCAACGCAUGAAGGUCGGUCUGAUCGUGGAGACGGCCGAGGCACGCGAAGUCCACCACGUGUGCGUCCUGCUCGGGUACGGGGCCGAUGCAAUCUGCCCGUACUUGGUGUUCGAGAUGGCGAAUGCGUUGCGCGACGAGUGCGUGAUCGAUCCGUCGCUCACCGACGAUGGCAUCUACCGGGCGUAUGCGACCGCCAUCGAGACCGGCAUCCUGAAGGUGAUGGCCAAGAUGGGAAUCUCGACGCUCCAGUCGUACAAGGGCGCACAGAUUUUCGAAGCCGUUGGCAUGGGCACGGAUGUGAUCGAUCUUUGCUUCCGCGGCACUCAGUCGCGCAUCGGUGGCGUCAGCCUGGAAGUGUUGGCCCGGGAGGGUCUCGAGCGGCACGAGCUGGUGCACGGCACGCGACACUCGGACGCGUUGAUCCUGCGCAAUCCGGGUCAGUUCCACUGGCGUGCGGGCGGCGAAGGGCACAUCAACGAACCGGCCGCGAUCGCGGCCCUUCAGGAGGCGGCCGUGAACGAGAGCAAAGGUGCGUAUGCCACGUUCCGCGAUACGACCAUGCGCAGCGUGGAGCUGUGCACUUUGCGCGGUCAGCUGGAGUUUGUCAAGGGCCGCCCGAAGAUUGAUCUCGCCGACGUAGAACCGGCCAGCGAGAUCGUGAAGCGUUUCGCGACCGGUGCCAUGAGCUUUGGUAGUAUUUCACUCGAAGCCCACCAGACACUGGCCAUCACGAUGAACCGUAUCGGGGGCAAGAGCAACACGGGCGAGGGAGGCGAGAAUGCCGAUCGCUACAUGAACCAGGAUCCGCAGCACAAUCGGCGUUCGGCCAUCAAGCAGGUCGCUUCCGGGCGGUUCGGAGUGACGGCCGCGUACCUUGCCAACGCGGAUGAUCUGCAGAUUAAGAUGGCCCAGGGAGCGAAGCCGGGCGAAGGCGGUGAACUGCCCGGGUACAAGGUAUCGCAGGAGAUUGCCGACACGCGCCACUCGGUGCCGGGCGUGGGUUUGAUUUCUCCCCCUCCGCACCACGACAUUUACUCGAUCGAGGAUCUGGCCGAGCUGAUCUACGAUCUGAAGUGUGCCAAUCCGAAGGCACGCAUCAGUGUCAAGCUGGUGUCGGAGGUCGGUGUCGGAGUGGUGGCGUCCGGUGUGGCGAAGGGCAAGGCGGAGCAUAUCGUCAUUUCGGGCCACGACGGUGGCACCGGUGCUAGCAGCUGGACCGGCAUCAAGUCGGCCGGAUUACCGUGGGAACUGGGGAUCGCCGAAACCCACCAGGUCCUGGUGCUGAACGAUCUUCGAUCAAGAGUUGUGGUGCAAGCCGACGGUCAGCUACGGACCGGGUUCGAUGUGGUUGUUGCCGCGUUGCUCGGGGCGGAUGAGUUCGGUUUCAGUACCGCUCCGCUCAUCGUAAUGGGCUGCACGAUGAUGCGCAAGUGUCACUUGAACACGUGCCCGGUCGGCAUCGCCACGCAGGAUCCGGUGCUGCGUGCCAAGUUCUCCGGCAAGCCGGAGCAUGUGAUCAACUAUUUCUUCAUGCUGGCCGAAGAGAUCCGCGAGAUCAUGGCGGGACUCGGGUUGCGCCGGUUCCAGGAACUGAUCGGCCGCACGGAUCUGCUCAAGAUGCGCGAUACAGUGUCGUUCAAGGGAUCGCUGCUCGAUCUGCAGAUGCUGCUUAAGAACGCAUUGGAUCUGCGCCCGGGCACCAACAUUGUCGGUGGCUCGCUGCACCAGGACUUUAUGCUAGAGAAACGUGCCGACAACGAGCUGAUCAAACGGACGAUGGCGGUCAUCGAAGGGACGGCUGCCGAUCCUCAUUUGACGAUCGGCAUGAAGAUCAACAACGAGGAACGAGCAUUCUCCAGCACGCUGAGUUAUGAGAUUGCUCGUCGCUACGGAGAUGCCGGAUUGCCGGAGGGACGCUCGAUCACCAUCAAUCUGGCCGGAUCGGCUGGCCAAAGCUUCGGAGCGUUCCUGGUGCAGGGCGUCAAGAUGACGCUGGAGGGCGAUGCAAACGAUUAUGUCGGCAAGAGCCUUUCGGGUGGCACGAUCGUGAUCAGGCCACCGGAAGGGACCACGUUCGAGUCGCACCUGAACGUGAUCGUGGGCAACGUGUGCCUGUACGGGGCCACUGCCGGACGCGCUUACUUCCGCGGUAUCGCUGCCGAGCGGUUCUGCGUGCGCAAUUCGGGCGUCACGGCCGUCGUGGAGGGCGUCGGUGAUCAUGGGUGCGAGUACAUGACCGGCGGAAUGGUGGUCAUUCUGGGGCUAACCGGGCGUAACUUUGCCGCCGGAAUGUCCGGAGGUAUCGCGUACGUCCUCGACGUCGACGGAACGUUCCGCUCGAAGGUGAACCCCGGGAUGGUCGAGCUGCUGGGGCUCGAACUGGAUGAAGACCGGCAAACGGUUAAGAAUUUGCUGCAGGAAUUCAUUGACGAAACUGGUUCGGAAAUCGCGACGGAACUGCUAUCGACGUGGCCCGAACCUUGCCAGCAGUUUGUGAAGGUGUUCCCCCACGAGUACCAGAAAGCACUGAAGGCAAUGAAAGAGCAAAGCGUGGCCAAGGCCACGGUCGCGACUAACGGUCACCCGAAGCAGGAACCGCAGGUGAAGGACAUCGAGGAAUCGAUCCAGGAUGCGGCGCUGGCGAAGAAGAAGCUCGAUCAGGUAUUGGACAAAACGCGUGGCUUCAUCAAGUACAAGCGCGAGACAACGGUCUAUCGGAACGCGACCGAGCGUCAGAAGGAUUGGAAAGAAGUGUUCAACUUCCCGCACGUGCGCCAGAACUUGAAAGUGCAGGCCGCACGCUGCAUGGAGUGUGGCGUUCCGUUCUGCCAGUCGAACUCGCACGGUUGCCCGCUCGGGAACAUCAUUCCGAAGUGGAACGAUCUCGUGUUUAAUGGCAACUGGCAGGAAGCGAUCAAUCAGCUGCUGCAGACGAACAACUUCCCCGAGUUCACGGGCCGCGUCUGUCCGGCACCGUGUGAAGGGGCGUGCGUGCUGGGCAUCUCGGAACCGGCCGUGACGAUCAAAAACAUCGAGUGUGCCAUCAUCGACCACGCAUUCGAGCAGGGUUGGAUCAAGCCCCAUUUGCCGGAAGUUCGUACGGGAAAGAAGGUUGCCGUGGUCGGAUCGGGUCCCGCCGGUUUGGCCGCCGCUCAGCAGCUGAACAAAGCCGGCCACCUGGUGACGGUGUUCGAACGCAACGAUCGUCCCGGUGGUCUGCUGCAGUACGGCAUUCCGACCAUGAAACUCUCGAAGACGGUCGUACAACGACGGCUGGAUCUGAUGGUGGCCGAAGGUAUCGAGUUCCGGUGCAAUACGCACAUCGGUAAGGACGUGAUGGGAUCGCAGCUGGAGCAAGAGUACGAUGCGGUUCUGUUCACCACCGGAGCCACCUGGCCACGCGAUCUGAAUCUUCCCAACCGCGAUCUGAAGGGAAUCUACUUUGCCAUGGAGUUCCUGGAGGCGAGCCAGAAGAAACUGCUCGGAACGCGCCCGGAAUGGAUAUCGGCCGCCGGCAAGGAUGUGAUCGUUAUCGGUGGCGGUGACACCGGGUGUGAUUGUAUCGCGACCUCACUGCGCCAGGGAGCGCGAUCGAUCACCACGUUCGAAAUUCUUCCCGUCCCGUCCGAGAAGCGCGGUCAGGAUAACCCAUGGCCACAGUGGCCACGCAUUUUCCGUGUCGAUUACGGUCAUGAGGAGGUCCGGGUGAAAUGGGGCAAGGACCCACGGCAGUAUUCGACCACGACCAAGGAGUUCGUGAGCGAUGGCGACGGUAACAUCAAGGGUGUGAACACGGUCGAGGUCGAGUGGGCCAAAACUCCGACCGGCCAGUGGAGUAUGAAGGAAGUGGCAGGCUCGGAGAAGUACUAUCCGGCCGAUCUGAUCCUGCUGGCCAUGGGCUUCCUGGGCCCGGAAAAGCUGGCCCCGUCCGAGAUGAAACUGGAACUCGACGGUCGAGGCAACAUCAAAACCCCCGUUGGAACGUACGGUACGGCCAAUCCGAAGGUAUUCGCGGCGGGCGACUGUCGCCGCGGUCAGUCGUUGGUGGUUUGGGCCAUCUCGGAGGGAAGGCAGGCGGCACGACAGAUCGAUGCGUAUUUGAUCGGCAAGCCUAGCGCUCUGCCCGGUCCGGGCGGUGUGAUCGAUAACACCCGGUCACCGAUUGCCGUCAAGGCGUAAGCGAUCCGAUUCGAUCAGA